AUGAAUAGAACAUUACGCCGCUACACCAGAACCUUCCACUUCCACUCCUUCAACCUCCAUCCAUCUCCUCCGAUUUCCACCUUCACCACCACCACCCACCACCACCACGCCGCAACAACAACAACAACAUCUUCAUUCAACAAACACCUAACUUUCCUAACAAACAACAACCAACACCUAACCGCCAUAUACCUUUACAACCAAAUCGAAUUCAACAAAACUAUCACCCCUUGUAUAAUCACUCUCACAAUCUUAAUAACCUCUUUCUCUCAUCUGGGUCGUGUCUCUCUAGCAUUCUCCGUUUUCGGUAAGAUUCUCAAACGCGGUUACGUUUUAGAUACUGUAACACUAAAUGCACUUAUCAAAGGUUUGUGCGUUAGUGGUAAAGUUUCCAAGGCGUUGGAGUUUCACGAUGAGCUUGUUGAUAAAGGGUUUGACUUGAAUGAAGUUAGUUAUGGGAUUUUGAUUAAUGGGUUGUGUCGAGAAGGGAGAGUUAAUGCAGCUAUUCAUUUGUUGAGAAUGAUUGAGAAAAAUUGCUUUUUUGUCAAGGGUAAUGUUGUUAUGUAUAGUACUGUUAUUGAUUGUUUGUGUAGAAAUGGGUUUGUGAAUGAGGCUUGUGAGUUUUAUUAUAAUGAAAUGUUGGUUAAUGGUGUUUCUCUGAAUGAGUUUACGUAUGGAUCGUUGAUACGUGGAUUGUGUGGUGUUGGGAGAGUGAGGGAAGGUUUUGGGUUGUUGGAUGAGAUGAUUAGGGAGGGUUUGUAUGUGAGUGUUUAUAAUUUUACGGUUUUGAUUGAUGGGUUGUGUAAAAAGGGUAUGUUAGUGGAAGCACGAGAGGUGUUUGAUGAAAUGGUUAAGAGAGGUUAUGAGGUUAAUGUUGUUACUUGUACUGCUUUGAUGGGUGGGUAUUGUUCGAAUGGUAAUGUGGAUGAGGCUAGGGAGUUGUUUGAUAAGGUUGUUGAUUGGGGUUUUGUGCCUGACGUUUGGACUUGUAAUGUUUUGAUUCAUGGGUAUUGUAAGGUUAAGAGAUUGGAUGAUGCUAUGAAAGUUUAUAAUGAAAUGCGUCGUGUGGGCUUGGUUCCGAAUGUUGUUACUUACAAUUCUUUGAUUGAUUCUUUUUGCAAAUCUGGGGGAGUCUCGCGGGCUUGGGAGAUUGUUAAGACAAUGCACGAUAGUGGUUUGAUGCCUGAUAUUGUUACUUAUUGUAUCUUGUUAGAUGCUUUGUGUAAAAGCCAAUGUCUUGACCAUGCGAUUUUGUUGUUUAAUCAACUAGUGGAAAGGGGUUUGGAGCCUGAUGUCUGGACUUAUACUAUUUUGAUUAAUGGGUUUUGCAUGAAUCAAAGAAUGGGUGAGGCCAUGAAUCUAUUGAAAGAAAUGCAUCUUAAGAAUUUGGUUCCUCAUAUUGUAACUUAUAGUUGUCUUGUUGAUGGCUUAUGCAGAUCUGGGAGAAUACCAUGUGCAUGGAAGCUUCUUAAUAAUAUGCAUGAUUAUGGUCCACCCCCGGAUAAUAUCACUUAUAGUAUCAUGUUAGAUGCUUUAUGGAAAAGUCAACAUCUUGACCAUGCGGUUUUUUUAUUUAAUCAAAUGAUUAGAAGAGGUUUGGAACCUGACGUUUUGUGUUAUACCAUCAUGAUCGAUGGAUAUUGCAAGAGUAAAAGAAUAGACGAAGCCAUGAAUCUUCUCAAAGAAAUGUAUUUGAAAAAUUUGGUUCCUGAUGUUGCAACUUACACGAUACUUUUUGACGGCUUGUUCAAAUCUGAGAGAAUCUCGUAUGUGUGGCAGCUUGUUAAUCUGAUUCGUGACAGUGGUCCACCUCCUGAUGUUCUCAAUUACCUAGAUUCACUUUGCACAAGUGAACAUCUAUACAACAACGGCCUUGUUUCAGCCUAUCGUUAG
This is a messenger RNA of Lathyrus sativus (Indian pea), 1893 nucleotides long. The record is from the annotation of a GenBank genome assembly. Lineage: Eukaryota; Viridiplantae; Streptophyta; Magnoliopsida; Fabales; Fabaceae.